AUGCAUGCAGUACAUUGUGGUAGUAAUGGAGGCGACCGGGAUCGAUACCCGCCAGGCGUAGACCGCUACCCGGAUGACGACCGGUACCCAGAUGACGACCGGUAUGGCGACCGUCGGCCAGAUAGGUACCCAGACGACCGCUACCCAUCUGGCCCUGACGACCGCUACCCCGACGACAGAUACCCACCUGGCGUUGGAUCAGACCGCUACCCGUCUGACAGAUAUCCUCCUGGAGUUGCAGACCGAUACCCAGCUGACAGAUAUCCACCGGGUAUUGAUCGCUACCCUCCUGGUGUUGAUCGGUAUCCAUCUGGUCCUGACCGAUACCCAAUUGGUCCUGAUCGAUACCCGAUUGGCGCAGACCGAUACCCAGCGGGAGUUGACCGAUAUCCUCCUGGUGCUGACAGAUACCCACCUGGAGUUGGGCUAGGAGUCGAUAGAUACCCUUCAAGCAGUGGAAGAUAUCCCCUCCCUAGUGGUGACCGUUAUCCAGUUGACAAUGGGCGAUACCCACUCUAUGACUAUCCUACUAACGACAUCGGAAGGUAUCCAGUUGACCGAUAUCCUAUUAGCCGAUACCCUAUUGACGUUUACCCUGAAAGGUUCCCACAAGACAGAUACCCUGAACGAUUCCCUGUACGAGGCAGUGGCCGAUACCCGACUAGACCGGGGUGGGGCUCCAGCCGCUAUCCUGAUAGGUUGGAUCAGGACAGAUACCCUGGAACUAACGAUUGGGGACGGUACCCGUUCAGUCGCUACCCAGUUGGGGUGAAUAGAGACCCUGUGCCUCUGGGCGGGGACCGUUACCCAGAUUUGUAUAACAAAUAUCCGCCGACCGGAUCAUCAUACCCCGGCUACGGACGUGGGGGCUACUAUGGACCCGAUUAUGCUGGGCCCGAUCGAUUCCCUGACAGAGGUAUCAGACCAGGCACAGACAGAUAUCCAGUGGAACCCAGACCCAGUUUUGGUUUAAGAAGACCUAUUGAAAGGCCAAACGGUUAUCGCGGUUCCUAUCCACCACCCGGGCCAGUAGAACGCCCUAUAAGUGGACCAGUUUACGGUGGCGGUGGACCUUCAUAUGGUAGUGGACCAGUUUAUGAACCUGAUGGCCCUAUUGGCCCAGUAGGACCACCAAUUAAUGGUCUUGGUGGACCAAUUAAUGGUCCAGUUGGUGGUCCAAUAGCCGGACCUAUUGGAGGUCCAAUUGGAGGCCCUAUUGGAAACGGUAUAGGUAGACCACCAAUUGGUCAACGGCCAUGGCAAGGAUCACGAUGUGAAGAAGACAGUUUCAGACAAGUGGGUAGACAACGCAUGCAGAGACGAUAUGUUCGACGAUUCACUACUGCUCAGUCACUGGCUCAUUGCCAACGAGAAUGCAUAGAGGCCAGAGACUUUAUCUGUCGGUCAUUCAACUACCGGGGUAUAGAUGGCGCGUACGCUGGGGAACCUCGUGAUAAUUGUGAGCUGAGUGAUCGAGACACUAGGGAGCUUGACGCUGCUAAUCCGGCGCAUUUCGAUAAUACAGCUAAUGAAUAUGAUUUCUACGAACGAGCUCUCGGCAGGAUGGCUGAUGAUUGCUUGGAUGUAUCUCAAGUCUGUAACGAAGAUGGAAUGGAGUUCACUCUUCGACUUCCCGAAGGUUUCUAUGGUCGAAUGUAUACUUAUGGCUUUUAUGAUCGGUGUUUCUUCCGCGGAAAUGGCGGAGUAGUCAACGUUUUGCGUAUCACUGGAGCUCAUGGGUAUCCCGAAUGUGGAACACAGAGGUACGGAGAUACGAUGACGAACAUCGUAGUGGUCCAAUUCAGUGACAACGUGCAAACUUCUCGCGACAAGCGUUUCAACUUGACUUGCCUGUUUCGAGGCCCAGCAGAGGCUGUAGUCACAUCCAAUUACAUCGGCGCCGGGUCUGGUAGUCCGAUCCCUAUCGAAUAUCUGCCUGAAGAGAGCUCUUUGAACUCCAAAGUCCGUCUGAUGAUCCUGUAUCAAGGCAGACCAACGACUACCAUUGCUGUUGGAGAUCCAUUAACGUUCAGAUUGGAAGCUCAGGACGGAUACAACUACGCAACGGAUAUAUUUGCCACAAAUGUCAUCGCUAGAGAUCCUUAUUCUGGACGAUCGGUGCAGCUAAUUGAUCGUGUUGGAUGUCCUGUAGAUCCUGACGUAUUCCCUGAAUUGGACAAGGGUCGCAACGGAGAUUCUUUGGAAGCGAGAUUCAACGCUUUCAAGAUCCCAGAAUCGAACUUCUUAGUUUUCGAAGCGACAGUGCGUACGUGCCGCGAUGGAUGUCAGCCGGCGUAUUGUCCAAGCCACACGGGACGAUCGGAGCCAUCAUUUGGAAGGCGUCGAAGGGACGUGAACUCUACACUUGGUGUUGAUGGCAAUAACACAGCCGUAGUUAAGUCCACAGACAGUAAUGACACAAAGACAGACAAACAAGACGAUAAAAAUGCAGGCACUGUGUACAAAGUAUCGUAUGAAGAGGCUACCGUUGAUAAAUAUCUCAAGGACGAGGUCGAGACCCCAAGUCAUGUGAGGAAGAUGAUUGAGGUAUUUGACAACCGAAACGAGUUACUGGAAGAGAAUGGUGAGAGUGACUCCUCGCCCGUAGUCGCCGCUGCUGGCAUCUGUGUUCCACCGUAUCAUUAUAGGGCUCUGCUAGUGGCCCUCUGUGUUUUGCUGUCUUUGCUACUCGCCAUGCUCACCGCUGCCUUGUAUAUCUAUAGACGUUAUUGGCGAGUGCUGCGAAAGAAUAUUCAAGCGUCGUCACCUGCGCCUGCGCUGCGGCCAGUGACCCCUGGACCUAGGCCUACAAGACCGUCGCUUUUCUCCGCCUCGCAUUUGCAUAAACCAUUCUCAUUAAGUGGCUUGGGAAGAACAUUCGCUGAAGUAGGCGAUGAAGCUGGUUCCUCGGGACGCUUGGCAAGUGCAUUCGACGACGGUAGCGAGCCUAUUUACACCGAUCCGUCCCUGUUCGAGCGGUCCCGGUCUCUACGCUCCCUUCACUCAUUGGACAUGAAGCCCGACAGACGUGACCACCGCGCGUAACUUCGACAAGUCAACGCCUAAUUCUAACACAUAUUUUUACAAAAAUAUAAUAUCUAACUCAAAAAAUUAAUGACGAAACUUCCUUGAAAGUGUAUUUCGACUUAUAAAUGUAACAUAAAAUGCCAUAAAUGCUCAGUCUUAUUCCGUCCAAAAUGAUACUAUGCAGUUAUGAAAGUACAAUAUUUUGUUUUAACAUUUUUUAUGUGUAUUAAUUUGAAACUUACUGUAAGUUGCUACUAAUAAAU
Molecule: messenger RNA, 3290 nt
Organism: Spodoptera exigua (beet armyworm)
Lineage: Eukaryota; Metazoa; Arthropoda; Insecta; Lepidoptera; Noctuidae
Source: the annotation of a GenBank genome assembly